AUGCCCUACAAUCUCGACUGUCCUGAGUACGCAGGCAUGACGGCAGAGGAGAAAGCAGCUGCAUACCCAUCAGCAGCAUGCUUCGCCAACGACACAUCCUACCUAACUUCCAUGGCCUACUGCAUCCACACCUAUUGCCCCAAAAACGUCAAGAUCUACAGGCUUGAGUAUUUCUGGGAGGUCAAGAUGAUUUACGACUCUGAAGAUCUGACGAUCCGAUGGCCUUAUCUUGAAGCCUUGGCUCAGGUCAACACUACGAGUGCGCCAAAGCCAUUGUCACCAGAAGAGACCGUCUUUAAUCGAACCAUCUCUAUCGAUUCCACUACCUAUCAGAGCUAUAUGAACGGUGUGAAAGGAUACAAGGAAGUCGCCAAGAAUGAGUCUAUGUACUCCAUCCUGGCCUUCAUGACUUGUGUCAUGGUCCCCAUCGGCUUCUCCCUCCUUCGUUUCCUCCCCCUCCCAACAUCCUUUAGAAGCAAGGUGUAUGGCUAUCUUAUCGACCCUCCAGCUUGGGGAAGGCAGCACAGCGUGGCUACACUUGGCAUUGGUAUGGUGCCUACCCGAGGUCAAGCUCUCUUCAUCCUCUACCUCAUCGGCAUCAAUUGCCUGGCCACGUUUGCGGGAUACCCCAACUACGCUCCCAACGGCAUCUUUCCAGACCGUCAUUACGAGCUGAUGCGUCAUAUCGGGAAUCGUGCUGGUUCCGUUGCAUUCGCCAAUAUCCCCGUUGUUAUCUUGUAUGCUGGACGUAGCAGUGUGCUACUUCGGCUAACCAACUGGUCUUACUCGACCUUCCUUCUCCUUCACAGAUGGACCGCCACCAUCUGCGUCGUCCAAGUCGCCCUCCAUUCGCUCCUUUGGCUUCGAAUUAUGAUCGAGGGAGACUCUUAUCCUCUCGUUCUGACAUACCCCUACUGGUAUGUCGGUGUUGUUGGAACUGUUGCCUUUUCCGCCUUGAUUCCAUUCUCGAUGCUCCCAAUCCGAAAGAUCAUGUAUGAAGUCUUCCUCAUUACGCACAUUGUCUUAACAAUCGGCGCUUUGGUCGGUUCUUGGUAUCACAUCAUUUUCUUGUACGAAGAUAAAGGUGGCUUCGAGAUCUGGCUCAUAAUCGCCUUUUGCUUCUGGGGUCUUGAGAGAGUCCUUCGCAUUCUACGCAUCUCCAGAUAUGGCAUCAAGAAAGCAUACGUCACUCGUAUUGAUGAUAAGUAUCUGCGAGUUGACAUCCCCGAUGUCGAUGCUCAGGGCCAUUGCUUCGCCUACUUCCCCACGCUCUCUUGGCGAGUAUGGGAGAAUCAUCCUUUCUCAAUCGUCAAUUGCAGCAAAGGUCAGCUUGAUGGAGAGUCCGUUAUCCCGAGCUCCGCUUCGCACACGCAGUCUGAGAAUGAGGGUGCAAUCUCGCCUGCUGAAGCAUCGGCUUCUAAAGAGAUGGGAGGCGCCAUGUCAAACAUCCGCCAACUCAGAGUUCACAGUAACACUACCAAGCCCGGUAUCACGCUGUUUGUCCAGAACUGUCGUGGUAUGACCGCCAAGCUUGCAAAGAAAGCCGACACUGGCAUCGCGAUCCCCGUCCUCAUCGAGUCUUCUUAUGGGCCACGAAGACACAACUCGAUUCGAUCCUAG
Messenger RNA from Fusarium verticillioides 7600, 1620 nucleotides. RefSeq lists its product as hypothetical. Gene Ontology annotation, cellular component: plasma membrane. Gene Ontology annotation, molecular function: ferric-chelate reductase activity. The record is from RefSeq and is a predicted model, not a curated record. Lineage: Eukaryota; Fungi; Ascomycota; Sordariomycetes; Hypocreales; Nectriaceae. The coding region runs from base 1 to 1620 and encodes 539 amino acids. The transcript is spliced from 2 exons. Gene Ontology annotation, biological process: intracellular iron ion homeostasis; iron ion transport; copper ion import.